AUGUCGUCGCCCUGCGCCCCUCGCACCAUGCUCCUCCAAGAGCCCACUCCAGAGCUCUUCUCAUCGCCGCCUCCCGCUUCAUCCGCAGCAGCCUGCUCACGGAAGCCCAAACGGCCACCUCCCAUCACUCCCAAGCGCUUCACUCGCUUCUUCACACCGCGACACUCCAAAGAUGUCUCUUCGCGUACUUCGCUCUCCCGCUCGGGCCGUCAGUUACAGGACAUCACCCGGUCAGCUCUGAACCGUGGCCGGGCAACGCGAAGUACCCCCCGAAAAACAGUCAACUUUGUCGACAUUGAGAAUCAGAUGCGCACCCCUCAGAGCAGCCGCAAGCGGAAACCCUAUCUGUCGCCUGAGAGUUCACCUGCCCAGUCGUCGCCCUCGAAACGAUCGCGUUACGUCACCCCUCCAUCACUCGACGCACCAGCCUUUGAUGUACUCGACGACUUGGCUGACCUUGAUGAGCCCGCCGUAUAUCCCACACCCAUUCGACGGCUGAAGCAACUGGGAGGACCGUCAAGAACAUUGCAACGGUCAUUUGGUGGCGUCGUCGGUGUAGGUCGCGGGUUUCGCAGAGACCAUGGCGCGUCAUGGCAGGACCAGACGGCCAACUUCUACAGUAGUUCAGACGACUUGCAUCAGUUACCCCAAGACGCCCCGCCUUUUUGCACUGCCAGCUGCAAUACCAACUCUUUACUCGCCAUUGGAGACGAAGAUGGAAACAUCCACCUGUUAGAUUCCGAAGGCGACUUUUCCAAGGCACAUUUAUCAUGGAAAGCUCAUUCCAACGCCAUCAUGGACCUGCAAUUCUCCUCUGACGACUCUCAUUUGGCAGCAGGGUCGGGUGACCAAACUGCACAGAUUGUCGAUGUUCGUACACAGCAGACUCUUGCUGUACUGGCCAAACACAAGUCAUCAGUAAAGCAAGUGCGUUUCCAGCCGGGCGAUGACAAGAUCGUAGCCACGUCCAGUCGAGACGGUGCUGUGCAGAUCUGGGACCUCCGAUGCAAAGGCAACCAAGGAUCGAUACAUUCAGCCUGGGGAUCCGAUGCCCCAUAUGCCAGUGUCGUCCGAACCCUUGCUUCAGCACAUGCCGACAUCAGCCUGCCGACAUCAGCGCUAUCCGCUACUCGAACCGCAUCAAGCAGCAAAGUGGAGAGCAUCAAUCGUCGAAACGACAUCUCGGUUACUGCUCUUACUUUCUUACCCCAAGGUCGCGAGCAUUUGCUCUUGACUGCCUCGGAUGCUUCCACGUGCGUCAAGCUCUGGGACAUCAGAGGUCGAUACUCUUUACGAGGUCCAGCCAUCCCCAUUGCGACUACACGGCACCCCGAAUCCCAUAACCGCCACCGACACUUUGCCAUCAACUCACUUACCCUUAGUGGCGACGCAUCCCGACUCUACGCAUUAAGCAAGGAUAACACCGUUUACGCUUAUUCUACAAACCACCUUAUCCUUGGUGUAGCUCCUGAACUCUCUUCGACAUCCGCAUCGAAACAAAAAUACUGCGGUGUUGGCCAAGAAGGUCUUGGGCCCAUUUACGGCUUCCGUCACCAGAGCUUCCACGCCGGUUCAUUCUACGUCAAGGCAUCUUUGCGAAAGACUUGCAACGAUCAGACGGAGAUGCUCGCAGUUGGCAGCACAGACGGCGGUCCAGUAUUGUUCCCUACUGAUGAAACAUUUCUUAAGCGCGAAAUCCGACACGACGACGACACAGAUGACCUCCCGGACAUUACUGCCCUGACCGGAAAAUCCUCUAGACCAUUGCUAUCCCGUUCAACUACCAACAGCCGUUGUCCAGACACGAUUCCUAUCUACGAGCAUGGGACAGCUCUUGUGCGAGGUCACGACGCCGAAGUCACCAGUGUUUCGUGGGCACGCAACGGUAGCCUGAUCAGUGUAAGCGAUGACUUCCGCGUGCGAAGGUGGAAAGAGGGGCCCCAGGCGAGGGAGCUCAGGACAGGCGGAGAGAGCGAGGGUAGAAGGUGGCAAUGCGGAUGGGCUGUUGUUAGUCAAGAUUAUGACGACGACGAUGAGUAG
This is a messenger RNA of Bipolaris oryzae ATCC 44560, 2040 nucleotides long. RefSeq lists its product as uncharacterized. Gene Ontology annotation, cellular component: nucleus. The coding region runs from base 1 to 2040 and encodes 679 amino acids. NCBI's taxonomy places the organism in Eukaryota, Fungi, Ascomycota, Dothideomycetes, Pleosporales, Pleosporaceae. The transcript is spliced from 2 exons. Gene Ontology annotation, molecular function: protein binding; protein-macromolecule adaptor activity. The record is from RefSeq and is a predicted model, not a curated record. Gene Ontology annotation, biological process: proteasome-mediated ubiquitin-dependent protein catabolic process.